Messenger RNA from Menidia menidia (Atlantic silverside), 2369 nucleotides. NCBI's taxonomy places the organism in Eukaryota, Metazoa, Chordata, Actinopteri, Atheriniformes, Atherinopsidae. The record is from the annotation of a GenBank genome assembly.
AUGUGUCGGUUUGGCGGUCGUGUCCGUGCGCUGAGUCACGUGCGGCGCGUGCGUCCGCUGCGCGCGCCCGUCGCCCCAGCUGAUCCCGCAGGUCCAGCUGUGACGCGGGGCGUGUUUGCGCUUGUUUUUGCGCGCAUUCCUCGAGUUCGAUAUAAGUGCUACCUUUCAGGUUUGUGGGGGAAAACAGCGCGCGUGGAGAGCGUCAUGGAGGUUUCCACCACCCUAGUGCUGGCGGGGCUGAUCGGGGCUCUGCUCUGGUUCUUCACCGGGAACAGAAGCAGGAAGCACCGCCUUCCCCCGGGACCGACCCCCCUGCCCCUGGUGGGAAACCUGCACCAGAUAGACAAGAAAACCCCCUUCAAGAGCUUCGUGGAGUUCAGCAAAACGCACGGGCCCGUGCUGACCGUGCGCCUGGGCUGGCAGCGCGUGGUGGUGCUGGUGGGCUAUGACGCGGUGAAGGGGGCCCUGGUGGACCAGGCGGACGACUUCACGGGCCGGGGCCCGCUGCCCUUCCUGGUGAGAGCCACCAGAGGAUACGGUUUGGGGAUCAGUAACGGGGACCGCUGGCGCCAGCUGCGGCGCUUCACUCUCACCACUCUGCGGGAUUUCGGGAUGGGCCGUAAAGGGAUGGAGGAGUGGAUCCAGGAGGAGAGCCAGCACCUGAGGGACCGCAUGAGCUCCUCCAAAGGCGAGGCCUUCGACCCCACGCUGCUGCUGACCCGCACCGUGUCCAACGUCAUCUGCUGUCUGGUGUUCGGCCAGCGCUUCAGCUACGAUGACCAGCAGUUCCUGCUGCUCCUCAGCAACAUCGGAGAGGCCGUCCGCUUCAACAGCAGCGCUCAGGGGAUGUUGUACAACCUCUUCCCCCGGCUCAUGGAGCGUCUCCCUGGCUACCACCACACCGCUUUCGGCCUCAUCGAAGACGUCAGGGAGUUCGUUAAGACAAAGAUCCAGGAGCACAAAGACACUCUGGACCUGAACGCCCCGAGAGACUACAUCGACUGCUACCUCAUCCGAAGCGAACAGGAAAAGGACUUGGCCACAAGUGAGUUCCACUAUGAAAACCUGGUGGCCACAGUGAUGAACCUGUUCCUGGCGGGAACAGAGACCACCAGCUCCACCAUCAGAUACGCCCUCAGUGUACUGAUGAAGCACAGGAACAUACAGGGACAGUCAAUAUCCAAGUUCCUAAAAUACUUGUACAACCUCUUCCCCUGGCUCAUGGAGCGUCUCCCUGGCUACCACCACACCGCUUUCGGCCUCAUCGAACAGGUCAGGGAGUUCGUUAAGACAAAGAUCCAGGAGCACAAAGACACUCUGGACCCGAACGCCCCGAGAGACUACAUCGACUGCUACCUCAUCCGAAGCGACCAGGAAAAGGACUUGGCCACAAGUGAGUUCCACUAUGAAAACCUGGUGGCCACAGUGAUGAACCUGUUCCUGGCGGGAACAGAGACCACCAGCUCCACCAUCAGAUACGCCCUCAGUGUACUGAUGAAGCACAGGAACAUACAGGAGAAAAUGCAGCAGGAGAUCGACGCUGUGAUUGGACGAGACCGAGCCCCGAGGCUGGAGGACAGGAAGUCCCUCCCCUUUUCGGAUGCCGUCAUCCACGAGGUGCAGAGGUUUCUCGACAUCGUCCCCCUCAGCCUACCCCACUACGCACUGGAAGACAUCUCAUUCAGGGGUUACACCAUCCCCAAGGGAACCCAGGUCAUUCCUCUGCUGCAUUCUGUGCUCAAAGAGGAGACGCAGUGGGCCACUCCCUGGUCCUUCAACCCCCAGCACUUCCUGGACCACAACGGCAACUUUAAGAAGAACCCCUCCUUCAUGCCCUUUUCUGCAGGGAAAAGGGCCUGCGUCGGGGAGUCCCUGGCUCGGAUGGAGCUCUUCAUCUUCCUGGUGUCGCUGCUACAGAGCUUCACCUUUUCCUGCCCCGAGGGUCCGGAGGGCAUCGACCUGCUCCCGGAAUACAGCAGCUUCGCCAACGUGCCUCGCAGAUACGACAUCAUCGCCACGCCGCGGUGAACUCUGACCCUAACCCACUCUGACAUGAUUUCAGUUGAAAUGUUAUUUUAACUGAAUUCACUGUCUGCUGUUGUCUCACCUAUCCAAAUAUCAUCCAGUUUAAAGAGAUGCUUCUAUUCUGGCCUUGCGUAUGUGUCUUAAUAUGCUUUUUGUUUUUGUACAAAUCAUAGUUUUCGAAGCCUGUAUUCCAUGUUGAAAUGUUUGCUUGCACUCUGACAAUGAAGUUUUUAAAUGAUGAUCUCCAUUUUUUUCCAUAUUAAAAACGAUCUGCAGAUACAUAAAAAUGUUUUUAAAAGUUGCACUUCAAUAUUAAAUCCAUGAGAUUUAAGAAUUUAUUCAAC